AGGCUGGCAGGGGCGCUGUGCUGGGCGGUAAAAGUGAGGUGGGGGAAGGGGAGAGUCUGCGUGUCUGUGUUUCUUUCCGUAUGUCCUGUCCCGGAAGGGGACCUUAUCACCACCUUCGCAGGCCCUGGACAGCAUAGAUCCUUUGAUCCAUCGGGCAAUCCAUCACUUAUUAGACACUUAUUAGGCGCCUGCUGUGUGCCAGGCUCUAGCUGGAGGCAGCUUCUGGGCUAAAGAAAAAGCUGGGCUGAGCUGGAGAGGAGCCCCUUCCCGGGGCCCAGACAGGAGGACUCCAUUUCCCAGAAUGCCUGUGUCAUGACUUCCCGUUAGCCAUGGCCUUCCCCUGUGGAAGACUCCAUUUCCCAGAAUGCCGAGAUUCGGACAUCACACAAAUCUUGGCCCCUCCCCCUGUGGCACCCCGAGGCAUUCUGGGAAUUUCACCUGGGCCAUCUCAUCUGGGAGGCUCACAGUUGUGGUUUUUGGACCUUUUCUGGGCACACACAGAGGAAGUCUCCCCCCCUCGGCACUGCCACCUCCUGAAGGACCCCAGGGUGGCCCCAGCAGAGAGCCCGAAGCCAGAGGGAAUGGCCGCCAGAACCCCGAGGCCCCCCUCCCAGGGGUCAAUAACCUUCAAGGAUGUGGCUGUGGACUUCACCCAGGAAGAGUGGUACCUGUUGGACCGUUCUCAGAAAGAGCUGUACCUGGGGGUCAUGCUGGAGAAUGUGCAGAAUCUACUCUCUGUGGGGCUUCCAGUUCCUAGAGAAAAUUUUAUCUCCUGUUUUCAGCAAGGGGAAUCGCCAUGGCUGCUAGAGCAAAAAGGCCUAUGGAGCUCCUAUCCAGAGGCAGAGCUUAAUUUUGACGUGAAGGAUAUUACAAAGCUGAGCCUUUUUGUGGAAGGAUAUAACCCCCAAAGAUGCAUGAAUGAGGGUCCCCAUGACUUCAUUUUGAGAGAAAUCUGUGACUCUACUAUCAAGGUAAAUAAAAAUCAACAGAGUGACUGUGAAUUUGAUGAAACUGCAGAGAAAUUCAGCCAAUAUUCUGUUCUAAAUCAGUAUAUGAAAUUGACCUCAGGAAAUGACUGUUGCCAGGAUAGUGAAUAUAGGAAAUGCUUUCCUGAAGAAGUAGUACUUGUUCAGUCACCCGAGAAACUUCCUGAAAUGCCCAUGUAUCAAGGUAACCUAGAGGUAAUGGCCUUUGGCUGGAAUUUAGACAUCAUUAGACAUUCAAAAAGUAAAUGUGUUGAAAUGGUUUCUGUGACUGAUAAAGGUGAGGGACCUUUCAGUCAGAAUUCUGAGUUUGCCACGUGUCAAAUAAUCCCUUCUGGAGAGAAACCUUAUGAAUGUAAACACUGUGGAAAGGCUUUCACACAGAGGGGCAAUCUUGUUAAACAUCAAAGAAUCCAUACUGGAGACAGACCUUAUGAAUGUAAACAGUGUGGAAAGGCUUUCACACAGAAGGGCCAUCUUGCUAUACAUCAGAGAAUCCACACUGGAGAGAAACCAUAUGAAUGUACACAGUGUGGAAAGGCUUUUACAGUGAGGGACAAUCUUGCUAAACAUGAGAGAAUCCACACUGGAGAGAAACCUUAUGAAUGUACACAGUGUGGAAAGGCUUUCACACAGAGGGGCCAUCUUGCUAAACAUCAGAGAAUCCACACUGGAGAGAAACCUCAUGAAUGUAAACGCUGUGGAAAGACUUUUACAUGGAAGGUCUCUCUCGCUAAACAUGAGAGAAUCCACAAUGGCGAGAAACCUUAUGAUUGUAAACACUGUGGAAAGGCUUUCACACAGAGGGGCCAUCUUGAUGCACAUCAGAGCAUCCACUCAGGAGAGAAACCUUAUGACUGUAUACAAUGCGGAAAGGCUUUUACAGUGAGGGAUAAUUUUGUCGCACAUGAGAGAAUCCACACUGGAGAGAAACCUUAUGAAUGUAAACACUGUGGAAAGGCUUUCUCAGAGAGGGACCAUUUUGAUGCACAUCAGAGCAUCCACUCUGGAAAAAAACCAUAUGAAUGUAAACAGUGUGGAAAGGCAUUCUCUCAGAGGAGUCAUCUUGCUAAACAUCAGAGUAUCCACACUGGAGAGAAAUCUUAUGAAUGUAAACAGUGUAGAAAAACUUUUCAAGGUUGCAGCUAUCUUGCUGCACAUCAGAGAAUCCACACUGGAGAGAAAUCUUAUGAAUGUAAACAGUGUGGAAAGACUUUCACACAGAGGGGUUCUCUCACUACACAUCAGAGAAUCCACACUGGAGAGAAGCCUUAUGAAUGUAAAUACUGUGGAAAGGCUUUUACAACAAGGGACAAUCUUGCUCAACAUCAGAGAAUCCACACUGGAGAGAAACCUUAUGAAUGUACACAGUGUGGAAAGGCUUUCACAAAGAAGGACCAUCUUACAACACAUCAGAGAAUCCACACUGGAGAGAAACCUUAUGAAUGUAAACACUGUGGAAAGACUUUCACUCAGAGGAGCCAUCUCACUACGCAUCAGAGAAUCCACAAUGGCGAGAAACCUUAUGUAUGUACACAGUGUGGAAAGGCUUUUACAGUAAGGGACAAUCUUGCUAAACACGAGAGAAUUCACACUGGAGAGAAACCUUAUGCAUGUAAACAGUGUGGAGGGGCUUUUACAGAGAGGAGAUCUCUUGCUGCACAUCAGAGAAUCCACUCAGGAGAGAAACCUUAUGAAUGUAAAUACUGUGGAAAGACUUUUACAUGGAAGGUCUCUCUUGAUAAACAUCAGAGAAUCCACACUGAGAGAACCCUUAUUGUAUCGGAUAAAAACAUGCAUUAUUCUCUAGCAUACAUUAAUUAGUAUUAGUAAUCUCAGAUUGGCAACUUCCUAUAGAAUAUCAGUGAAAGUUAGAUGCCCUUCAGAAGGGAGAUACUAAUUUCUCCUUAUGAAGAGUAGAGAGAUCCCCAGCUUUUCAUAUAUACAUAAAUAUACACCUUCAAUUCACUCUUUUCUAAUAUGGCCAAACCCCCCCUUUUUGUCCUCUUUUAAAAAUUAUUUUUAUUAUGGGUUAAGAGGUUAGAUUCCUAUUUCCAUGGGAAAAGUCUUAGAACUUACAGCUACAAUCUUAAUUCCUUGUCCUAAAUGUUUUCGUCUGAAAGACCUUUGCCAUAUCUAAAUUCUUACUCAACUUAGAAAUUUCAAAUUUAAGGAAUGCUUCCAUGGGUUCAAGAUUGCUGGGAAACUUAAGGGUAGCACAAGAUAAAAUAUAUGCAGACAUUGUAUCAUAAAGAGAUAGUGGGUGCCUAGAAGAGUCGUAUUGUGUUAAUUUACUAUAUAUUCUGAGUUCAUUUGUAUGUCCUUGAAAGUUGCUGUUGUGUCAACCACUCAAAACAGUGCCCUCAUUGUCUCCUGUUCUCUAAUAAAGGCCACACAUUUUCCUGCA
Messenger RNA from Monodelphis domestica (gray short-tailed opossum), 3390 nucleotides. RefSeq lists its product as uncharacterized. Gene Ontology annotation, biological process: regulation of transcription by RNA polymerase II. Gene Ontology annotation, molecular function: DNA-binding transcription activator activity, RNA polymerase II-specific; RNA polymerase II cis-regulatory region sequence-specific DNA binding. The record is from RefSeq and is a predicted model, not a curated record. Gene Ontology annotation, cellular component: transcription regulator complex; PcG protein complex; chromatin. Lineage: Eukaryota; Metazoa; Chordata; Mammalia; Didelphimorphia; Didelphidae.